AUGAAUACAAACGACGACUCGCAAGAAGAGUUGAUUAUUCUUGUCAGUGCUAUAUUUAGUAUGAUUUCAUGUAUAAUGUCUAUUUUGGCAACAACAACAUCCGGAUGGCAAAUUGAUAGUUAUCAUAAUAGAACAGGUUUAUUUCAAACAUGUUAUAAAGAUAGUUGUACAAGUGUAAGAGAAAAACAUAAUAUAUCAAUAGUAUUUGCUAUUAUUGGUCAAUGUCUUAUUAUGUUUGGUAUUAUUAGUUCAUUUAUAAAUGUAUUUAUUUAUCGACGUCGAUUGGGUUUAAUUAUUGUUACAAUUUUCUUUUUUCUUGCUUCUUUAUUUUUAUGGAUAACAGUUUUAACAAUAAGUUUUUAUUUGUUUAUGAAUGGUGGUAGUGCUAUUAUUUUCAAUGCAGCUAUAGCUUUUUCAUUACUUGCUACAUUUACAGCAUCGUAUGCAUUAGGUGUAUCUUUUGCGUUACGUAAUAAUCAUAUUCAAUCUAGAAUACCUAUUGUACCUAUAAAAUACAAUCAAAUAAUGAUGCCAUUUGAAUUAUAUCCACAUGUGUCAACAUCAUCAUAG
This is a messenger RNA of Rotaria sp. Silwood2, 570 nucleotides long. NCBI's taxonomy places the organism in Eukaryota, Metazoa, Rotifera, Eurotatoria, Philodinida, Philodinidae. The record is from the annotation of a GenBank genome assembly.